UAUAUCAUGUCAUAUCAUAUGACAUAUACUGUAGCUAUAAUGAUAUAAUAAUCAUAGCUAUUAUUCUUAAAAUGGCAUUUGAGGCAGGUCUUGAAGGAUAUGCAGCUUCAUUGGCCAAAAUUUCCAUCACUUCCUGCUUGCUCUCCCCUCUGUCAAUCAGUUGCUAUCAGGGAGGUCCAGUUUCUGAAACACAGGAAUUGUGUGAGCAGAAGUCGCCACUCACACCAGCCCUCGGUGUGAGAAGGAGGACAUUUGAGGGCAAGGUAGCUGCAGCCCCAAGCUGCCCUCCACACUGGAAGCCAGUCAAGGCGUGGCCUCCUCAGCUGGAGUUGACAUCCAGUUCUGCUCUGGACCUGCCAAGGGUCAAACUCUGAGGAUUUCCUGCCAGGCUACAGGGAGGGGUUUGGGUGUAGACCUGGUGGACUGGAAAAUUACCCAUUUGCCCCAGAUUAAUGAUUAACAGGUCCCUGCCCUCACCCUGUCUGGGAGAGGAGCCCAGGGCCAGGCUAGGCCAACAGGAGCCCGAUAGCAUCUGUCUCUGCUCGGAGGUUUCGGAGAUAUGCUCCAUGAUGGGUUGACUGCACCUGAAGGGUGUGGAAUCUACAGGUGAUUUCUGAGGGCACCUGGGGCCUGGCCAGGCCGCAUACCCUCUGGUGAGGCUUCCAACUUCUGGGGCAUACAGAGAGGGCAUGGCCUCCAGCCAGAUGUCCUGGCUAAUGCAGGUGGCUCCAAAGAGGAGAGCUGUGCCCUUGGCUCAGAGGAACAUGGGCUUCUCUGACCACUCCUGGCUUGACCACAGGACUUACCUUGGCCAGUGGCACAUGAGCAACAGUGGCAAGUGCCACAUCCAAGCAGGAGCUCUAAGAGCCAUUGCCUGCUUCCACCUUUGCUUUUUUUUUUUUUUUUUUGAGAUAGGGUCUUGCUCUGUUUCCCAGGCUGGAGUGCAGUGAUGCGAUCUCAGCUCACUGCAGCCUCCACCUCCCGAGCUCAAGCUAUCCUUCCACCUCAGCCUCCCAAGUAGCUGGGACUACAGGUGUGUGCCACCAUGCCCACAUAAUUUUUCUAUUUUUAGUAGAGACAGGGUUUUGCUGUCACACAGGCUGCUCUCAAACUCCUGGACUCAAGCGAUCCACCUGCUCAGCCUCCCAAAGUGUGGAAUUACAGGUGUGAGCCACUUAGCCCAGCCCACCUUUGAUCUUUUACCCUGGCUAUGAGGCCAGGAUAUCCCAGAACAGGGUUACUUCUCUUGGGCUGGGUCCUGGAAUGAUGUAUAUUCCACCCACACUGGGGGCACCAGGGUAUAGGACAGCAAACAUUUUGAACCAGCAGAGCCAUCUCACAGAGAGCUUCUGGGAAGAGGGAAGACGAACUCUAAUUCCAGUUCCCACCCUGCUGCUGAUCUGUUGUAUGACCAGUCCAGUCACUGCCUCCUUGUAAAUCCUUUGUUUCCUCAUCUGGACAAAGGGGAGACUCUGCUUAGCUGGAGAGUAAAGCAUCUUGCAAAACGAGGGAAGUUUGGGAAGCUCCAGCUAGCAGGAAGGUAGGCCUGCAUGUCCCAGGCACUGUGGUUAGUCCAUUUCAUAUAAUCCUCCCACCAACCCUAGGAGGUAGAGAAGAUCACUCUGCCCAGUUUCCAGAAGGGAAAAAACCAAGGUGUCAAGAUUGCAUAGCUAGAACAUCAGCCUUAGAAUUUGGUAGCUUGGCUCCAGAAUCGAUGAACUUUCAAUCUAGGAGAACAAGAAGUCUCGGAUUGAUGGCCUGAUGGGAAUUCAGCUCCUUCACCUUCAUCUAACCAUCCAUCAGUCCUUCCUUCCUUCCCUUCUCUUUCCUUCCAUCCCCUUCUCUCCCCAGGCAUCUAUUUGUACCAGGCACCAGGUGGUCAGAUGGUUGAAGGUCUAUCUGGGAAUUAUGGAAACAUGUUAGAUUGGUACAGGAUUACUUGGGCAGCAGCAUAAUGUAAGGGAGAGAGGGAUGUCAGGGGACCUUGGCUGGGUGUCCGCUCAAUGUCCACAUCCCCUCUGCCUGCCCCCUCUCAGGAAUGUGGCUCUCUUGGCCAGGCAGCCACCAAUACUCUGUGCAUUAUUUCCCAAACUUCCCGGAUCACAAAAGCUGCCUAGGGACUGUGGUAAAUGUACAGAUUCCCAGGCCCAAUUCCAAACCAAUAGACCCAGAAUUGCCCAGCAUGGAUCCUGGGAAAGCAUAUUUUUAAUAAGCACCCCAGAUGAUUUUUCUAACUGGGCCAAUAGGGAAAUAGGAAAAUAGGGUGGAUAAGAAGAGCAGAGACCGGAAUCUGGAAAACAGGUUUAAGGUCCUGCAGCAACCUUUGUUACAUGAACCUUGGUUUCCUAAUCUGUAAAAUGGGGACGGGACCUCCAGGGGGUCAGCCUACCGCCCAGAAGGGCAGUAAAUGAAGCCCCUGAGGAGGCCCCUUCCCUUCAUUUGCCCCUCACUACCAUCCCCAAGGCUCACCCGUCUCCCUCCUCUCGCUCUCUCUAGCCUGACCGGGCGGGAAGUCCUGACGCCCUUCCCAGGAUUGGGCACUGCGGCGGCCCCGGCACAGGGCGGGGCCCACCUGAAGCAGUGUGACCUGCUGAAGCUGUCCCGGCGGCAGAAGCAGCUCUGCCGGAGGGAGCCCGGCCUGGCUGAGACCCUGAGGGAUGCUGCGCACCUUGGCCUGCUUGAGUGCCAGUUUCAGUUCCGGCAUGAGCGCUGGAACUGUAGCCUGGAGGGCAGGACAGGCCUGCUCAAGAGAGGCUUCAAAGAGACAGCUUUCCUGUACGCGGUGUCCUCUGCUGCCCUCACCCACACCCUGGCCCGGGCCUGCAGCGCUGGGCGCAUGGAGCGCUGCACCUGUGAUGACUCUCCGGGGCUGGAGAGCCGGCAGGCCUGGCAGUGGGGCGUGUGCGGUGACAACCUCAAGUACAGCACCAAGUUUCUGAGCAACUUCCUGGGGUCCAAGAGAGGAAACAAGGACCUGCGGGCACGGGCAGACGCCCACAAUACCCACGUGGGCAUCAAGGCUGUGAAGAGUGGCCUCAGGACCACGUGUAAGUGCCAUGGCGUAUCAGGCUCCUGUGCCGUGCGCACCUGCUGGAAGCAGCUCUCCCCGUUCCGUGAGACGGGCCAGGUGCUGAAACUGCGCUAUGACUCGGCUGUCAAGGUGUCCAGUGCCACCAAUGAGGCCUUGGGCCGCCUAGAGCUGUGGGCCCCUGCCAGGCAGGGCAGCCUCACCAAAGGCCUGGCCCCAAGGUCUGGGGACCUGGUCUACAUGGAGGACUCACCCAGCUUCUGCCGGCCCAGCAAGUACUCACCUGGCACAGCAGGUAGGGUGUGCUCCCGGGAGGCCAGCUGCAGCAGCCUGUGCUGCGGGCGGGGCUAUGACACCCAGAGCCGCCUGGUGGCCUUCUCCUGCCACUGCCAGGUGCAGUGGUGCUGCUACGUGGAGUGCCAGCAAUGUGUGCAGGAGGAGCUUGUGUACACCUGCAAGCACUAGGCCUACUGCCCAGCAAGCCAGUCUGGUACUGCCAGGACUUCCUGUGGCACCCUUCAAGCUGCCGAGCCGGCCCUCUGGGCAGACAGUCAUCACAUGCAUGCAUAAACCAGCAUGUGUGCCAAUGCACACGAGUGUGCCACUCACCACCAUUCCUUGGCCAGCCUUUUGCCUCCCUCGAUACUCAACAAAGAGAAGCAAAGCCUCCUCCCUUAACCCAAGCAUCCCCAACCUUGUUGAGGACUUGGAGAGGAGGGCAGAGUGAGAAAGACAUGGAGGGAAAUAAGGGAGACCAAGAGCACAGCAGGACUGAAAUUUUGGACGGGAGAGAGGGGCUAUUCCAUCUUGCUUCCUGGGAUGAAUGGCUUGGAGCCAGCAUGUUCUUGGGAGGUGAACUGCUGGGCUAGGAAUGCCAAGGCAGGCAGUGCCAGCUGGAAGUGAAGGCGGGAGCCUGGCUGAGAUGGGUCAGUUGGGUCCUGUGGCCCUGCUCAGGUGCAGUGGGCUCCAGGUGUCACACACCUCCACCACUCCCCUGGUUUUGCUGUGCCAGAGAUGGGGAGAAAGCCGAGGUGGUAGAAGCCAUCCGUUCAGAGAAAGGAGAACUUUCUGUGCUUGAGUGGACCCGAGUGAGAUCUCUGCCCUGGAGCCCUGUGUCCUUGAUUUGGCUUUUCAAAUAUGCCUCCGCUGAGGCCUCAUUCUUGUCUCGAGAGCUGGGUUAUGCACACUCACCCAGCCGUGCUCAAAACUACCACCAGUGCAGGUAAGACAGGUGGGAGAACUAGCCACCAAGGCGGGACUCAGUGCACCUGAGGUUGAACAGGGAGACAAUGGCCCCUCCCUGUGUUCCCUGCUGGCCAAAGGAAUCUUCACUCCCAGCCCAGAGGAGGAGGGCAACAGCUUCCUGGUGCCUGGCAGUGACGUGGCGAGCUCAGUUUCUCAGCUGGCUCUUGAGUGAGCUUUGGUGACUUCCUGUGGCUGGGGCCUGCCUGGUCUGUGACACCCCCAUACCAGCUGAGUUCACAAUACUGAAGAACAGCUGGCUCACGAGCUAUGACUUGAAGUUACAUUUCUAUUCUUGUGGCUGCUCAUCUAGUUAAGGCUUUUGCCCUGGCUGGGGUUAUAGGUGCUUGAGUCCUUCUAAGCCUGGCUCCUGGGUAGCCUCCUUCAGUUCCUAAUGGCCUCUCACUUGGCCCUCACUUUGGCUCUUACUUGAGGAGGAGACGUGACUUUGAUAAUUUCCUCAGAUCCUGUGGACAUUUUCAGCAGCACCUGCCAAGGCCCUCUGUGAAAGGAGGAGAGACUGGCACCUCCACACAGGCACACAUGGAUGCACAGCCCCUGGACCAGGCUGGGGGUUCCUGUUGCACAUGCCUCUCUUGUUCAGGAUGAAGACCUUGCAGGGUCCCCUUGCUGGAGGCAUUGUACUUCCCCAGAGUGGGGCCCGAUGCCACCCAGGAGGAAGUGACUUCUUUCGGGAAGCCCUUGGCCACUUUGCUGGCCCUGCCACGCCCAUCUGUCAGCUUCCUUUCUCCCUAAACGUAGAGUUGCUGACCCUUCACCAACACAGGAAAUUUCAGAAUCAGCUGAAUGCUCAGAAACCUCGCCUGUGCCAGCUCCAGGACAAAGGCCCGCUGACUGUGCCCUGGCCAACUCCCUGAGACCUCCAAGAGCGAGGAGUAGCUGCCCAGUCUCCAGUGGAUCAGGGCAGUCUGCUGGAUGCUGGAAGGAUUUUUGACUGCAGAGGCUCGGCUGAGAAGCCAAACUGACCUGAGCCCCUCUCGUUAAAAUGACAUUGCUGACCCAAGCACCUGGCCCGCACCUUGGCAGCAGGAGAAAAAUGGGGAGAGGGCUGGUUUUCUCCUUUCUUCCACUUCCCCACAGCAUGGAGACUUUCUCUGCCUUCCCAAUCCAUCUUGCUCCUCCGAGACCCCAACUCUGCCUCCACCCAGGCUCAGUGCUGGGCGUAAGGCAGCAGGGACCUCACUGGCAGAGCAGGGGGCCUGGGAGCAACUUGGAGGCCAGAGCACCCUGAUCCACCAACAUGCCACCUGCAUUCUGACUUCAUGGCUGGCAGUGCCAGGGUCGUGGGAGGGCAAAGGGCAGGCUCUAAGGCAUCUAGGCAGUGGCUGGCUGCUAACAUGGACACCCCAAGUCAAUGGCACAGUGUAGGUUCUGAGGGCUCCUUGGCUUGUGGGGUCUUCUCUGUCUGUCUCUCUCCCUCUCUUCUCCUUCCUUGCUCUCAUCCCUUUCUUUUCCAGUUACCCCUGAAGACCCACCUCGGCCCUCUUGGGGCCCCUGGGGACUAGAGUGACCACUGACCCCUCAUUCUACAGCUUUAAGGGAAAUGCUCACAGGGUAUUUUUGUCUACCUCAAAUAUAUAGUUUUUAGAGCAAAGGAGAAUAAUUUAUAUAGCUAAGAUAUAUGAGAAAGUAUUUAUAUUAUUUAUAUAGUUGCUAUAUUUCACAGACAGCACGGGUGGGGUUUGUGUAUUUUCCCGGAAACCCUCUGUUUGGGGAGAUACAGCCUGACCUGACCGGGUCCCCCACUGAGCAGGAGGCCGGGUCACUGGGAAGGAGGACAAACCUGUAUUCCAUGACUGGGUCUGUCUCGGAGCUGGUAAGCACAUGUCCCUUCUGUGAUGAGCCCUGGUGGGCUCCAUCCAGACCCUCCUUGUGAUGUUUUUGUAGAUUUUCUGCCCUUCUGGGUCCAGGCCCCUUCUUCUGCUCUGGCAAAAGUGUCUUGCUCGUAAUAAUAAUGACAACGAGAAUUCCCACACCUGGCAUUUGUAAAGCACUUUGCUAUUUAGAAACAAAAACUUUUACCCCUUUCAUCUCACUUGAUUUCUCCGUUAUCUCUGUGAGGUAGGUGGGGCCACAUUACUGUGGCCAUUUUAUAGAUGAGGCCCAGAGAUGGAGAGCUGUGCUCAAAGUCACACCUAAGAGACUUGCUCAAUGAAUAUUUACUGAACAUCUCCAUAGACCAGGCACUACGGGCUGACCUGCUCUGAGCCCAGGAGCCCCAAAGCCUGGAUACCACUGUGAGCCCAAGAACUCAGGGAAGCAGUUCCUUCCCAGGCUGUGAUCCCAGCCUUUUGGAUCUGGAUGGCAUGUUGGCACUUCCCCCAAGUGGAGUCCCAUGUCUCAGGGGCUGAGGCUACCUGAGAAGGCUGGAGAGACCAGGAACCCACGGAGGCCACUCCAAGGGGUCCUUCUGCCCACAUUGCCCAAGAAGCUUGGGCUACACCACCGGGCCCCUCCCAACCUACAGAUGAAUUUUGAUUGCUCUCAUUUGUGUUUUGCUUGUAAAAAUAAAUUGUUUUCCACUGGAUUUCUGGCUGCUUUUGCAAAAGUCAGCUGUGCUGGCAGACUGGGCCUGCAUGUCCUCCUGCAGGCAGCUAGAGUGAGGGAGUCUAAUGGACAGGAUGCCCCAAGUGCCCCCGUUGCUCAUGGAUGCUCCUGCCUGCCUCUCAUGAGCACAUAGUCCUGUCCCCCGGUCUAGAUAAGCCCAGCUUUCCUGGUACCCUUCAUCACCUGGCAGACAGACAGCCCCAUGCCAACCCUGGACAUUACUUGCUUUUGAACCUUUCCUUUCUCAACAACCAUGAACUUCAAAUGCUUUCUGUCUCAGGACACUUUAGAAUAACAAUGGAAGCCAUCACUUAUUGAGCGCCCCUUAUGUCCAUUUAUUCAACCAAUGAUUAUUCAGGGAUCUCUUAUUGAGCACCAGGCAGCAUCCUGGGUGCUUGGUACAGCAAGGAACAGGACCAAGUCUCUGCCUCAUGGGGCUGACAUCCUAGUGGGUGAGAAAGACAAUAAACCAAUAAAUGACAUGCCAGUUA
Messenger RNA from Pan troglodytes (chimpanzee), 7329 nucleotides. It is a transcript of the gene WNT9B, whose product is annotated as Wnt family member 9B. Bases 2408 to 3493 code for a protein of 361 amino acids. Lineage: Eukaryota; Metazoa; Chordata; Mammalia; Primates; Hominidae. Gene Ontology annotation, cellular component: extracellular region. The record is from RefSeq and is a predicted model, not a curated record. The transcript is spliced from 3 exons. Gene Ontology annotation, biological process: canonical Wnt signaling pathway; neuron differentiation; multicellular organism development. Gene Ontology annotation, molecular function: frizzled binding; cytokine activity.